UUAAAUCUUGUGAAAAAUUCCUCGGCCAUACCUUCCUUCUCAGAUCAAAUCCCUAUUUUCCUCUUUUCAACUCCCUUAAAAUGCCCAAAAUCUGUUUGCCUAACCCUUGAUCGAAUCACAAUCUUCUCAUCUAAACCUUCAAUUUCUCAAUAAUGGCGUCUGAUUCCCCAAAUUCCCACAUUAAUCCUUUCCUAAUUUAUGUUACUGAGGAUGAAAGAGCUGAUCUUUAUCACCAAAUCCUUCACGGCACAGCUCCUCUCUCUGACCUGUUCACUAUGAGGGCUCUCGCCACUCUGAUCUGGCAUCCAUCUCUCAUAGAGGAGCUCUCCAUACGUGAGUCCAAGGCUAUCUACGAAAAAGCUACUAGGAUUACUAUGGAACCCUGGUCUCUGGAUGAAGGAAUGGUAAAUGAAGAAGACAUUCUUGCUGAUCUUCGAGCUUGGAAAGCAGAGCCUCAGCCUACGAUCCUUCUGAAGGCUUAUCUAUUGUGUCCGUGUCCACAAUUGUGUAUUCUGGACCUCUGCCAAGACAAUCAGAAGUUGUUAUACCCUCUAUGCCAGAGUCUCAAUCUGCUCCAGGCUCUACUCCAGUGACCACUAGAGUUUCUAUUCGAGAUAUCGUUACUAAUUUAAAUGAUCAAAGUGCCUCAGUACAAGCAGCCAUCCUAUAUGAUCUGAUUGCUAAUCUCCCAAAUAUUCCUUGUUUCACGAAAUCUGUUCUCGUUAUCACAGUGUCAUUCACAACAUCUGACAAAGGGAAAGCUAAGGUCACUGAUCCAGGUGAACCUGCCUCAGCUCCAGUAGCUAAAAGGAAGCUUAUUGUGUCAGAUGAAGUGGAAUUUUUGUCUAAGACCAGACCAAGCAAAAGGACUGGCUCACAACGCCUCUCUGGACUUGCACUUCGUACCAGAUCUAAGACUAGGGCCUCCAUUCCAGUAUCCCUCCUGCCUCUGCUCUAGUCUCCAAACCACCAAAGUCAGCUGCUACGUCUAAGCCAUCCAAGUCUAAAUCAGCAAAAGCCUCCAGGAGAAACCUUUCCAGCCUAUUCUCUUAUCUCCUGACCUGGAAGAUCUAUGGACGGUGCAUUCUGCACGAAGCAUUCUUGUGGGAAAAAACUAUGAUGUUGUCUAUUUGUUCACUCAUUGCAAUGUGAUUCCUUUAUUGCGUAGCCAAAAUCCACUUCAGACCAUUCAAGAUGUUGGCUCCUAUUCAGCUUGGCUUAUCCCGGAAUUCUACGCAAACCUAAUGGCUGACACCAUGCUUCCCUCUUCCAACCAUUAUCAUCAAGUAUUUGUGAGGAAUACAUGGUAUGAUUUUAGUCCAACCAUAAUUAAUGCAUACUUCCACAAAACUGCUUUGGAUGAUUCAUUUGAGCCUGCAAGUGAUCUCUUGGCCUCUCAACUCACUCAUAAUGUGCACGACACAUGGCCGAAAGAUGGUAUCCCUUCAAAUGUUCUCACUGCAGUUUAUUCUAUGAUAUUUCAUUUGGCAUCAAGUAACUGGCUGCCGAAUGUGUCUCUCCAUACUAUGACUAAGAAGAUGGCAUCCCUCUUGUACAAAGUUCAUCAUCAAAUGGAGUUGAGCUCGGUUAUCUGAUCUACCAUCAUAUUAUGGGAUUCACGAAGAAGAAGGAAGCGAAUAUUCACCUCCCUUUUCCGUGUUUAAUCACUGGAGUUCUGCAAUCUCAAGGGCUAAAGUUAUAUUUGAAUGAGCCCCUCUGCCAAGUUACUCACAAGCAUGCCAUGGACUCUCGCCUCUUCCAGGGCACUCACUUUGAUGACAUGUCCACUCUCUCCUCUAUGCCUACUCCAGGUUCUGCAGCUCUCGCCUCCACUGCCUCAGGUUCUUCCUCAGCCAGGCCUCACUCUGCCUCUGAUCCAGCGGCUUCACCAGAACUAAUGGCUCUUCACCAACAAGCUGAGUUCCUCAUAUCUCUAAUCUCGGGCUUAAAGAUAAAUGUUGUUUCGCUUCAGACAUCCAUCUCCAACGCUGAAGAUAGGGUGGUUUGCACUCAACGUCAAAUUGCCACACUGGAAGAAGCUGCUCGUACUGCUCCAACUGCUGAGGAUGAUGUAGACAAUACCUCCUCUGCCCACAGUUCUGAUGACUAGAAGCUUCACUUUGCCCAUUAGCUUGACAAAAAGGUGGAGUGCGUAGUAAGGGGGAGUAGUAUGGAUGGUUGACAAUGGUUGCCAUUGAACUGCAAAAUAAGUGCUUAUUAUUUUUUUUUUGUUGUUGCUUGCUAGUUGUGUUUGCUAGUUGAGAACUUGAUCUAUGUUUUAUGCUUAAAUGAU
Messenger RNA from Ipomoea nil (Japanese morning glory), 2293 nucleotides. RefSeq lists its product as uncharacterized. The record is from RefSeq and is a predicted model, not a curated record. NCBI's taxonomy places the organism in Eukaryota, Viridiplantae, Streptophyta, Magnoliopsida, Solanales, Convolvulaceae. The transcript has 2 exons. Bases 1610 to 2110 code for a protein of 166 amino acids.